Molecule: messenger RNA, 718 nt
Organism: Capsella rubella
Lineage: Eukaryota; Viridiplantae; Streptophyta; Magnoliopsida; Brassicales; Brassicaceae
Product: mediator of RNA polymerase II transcription subunit 28
Exons: 4
Coding region: 40-510 (156 amino acids)
Biological process (GO): regulation of DNA-templated transcription
Cellular component (GO): mediator complex
Source: RefSeq, a predicted model, not a curated record
GAGAGAGAGAGAGAAAGAGAGAGAUCGAGAUCGGCGUUAAUGGAUUAUCAGCAAAAGCCGCCUCCGUCGUCUGACCCCUCGCCGUCUCCACCUGACCAUCCACCGGGAAUUACUUCACCGGAGACGUCCUCGAACAAUCAGAAUCAUGAGAUAGAGGACAUUAUGGCUUGCGUCACGGCUUUGGAAGCUGCUCUGCUGCCAUGUUUGCCAGCUAGAGAGCUUCAAGCGAUCGACCGCUCACCUCACCCUUCCCAUCAAAUUGACGUUGAGCGCCAUGCCAGAGAUUUUAUGGAAGCUGCGAAAAAGCUUCAGCUUUAUUUCAUGGGAUUGAAGCGAGAAGAUCGUGCACCCACUAGAGCUGAAAGCCUUAAGAAGGAGAUUGCAGUAAUGAAGGAAGAGCUCAAGACAAAGGAAGAGCUGAUAAAGAAGCACACAAGGCUUAUCCGAGAAUCGCAGAAGCUAGUGAAAGAACAGAUAGAGAAACACAGAGUUGAGCUGGAGAAAGUAUAAACUUCAAUCAGAGUUUUAUUCUUCUUCUUUUGUAUUUGUUUGGGGGGGGUCAAGUAUGUUUUCAAUAGUAAAUAAUGUAACUCUCUACUCAUUAUUCAUCCAUUUAUGUCUAUUUUACAUUGUAAGAGUAUUAUGCAGACCAAAGAGGGAUUCCAUCUGCAAACCCACAUCUCUUACAAAAUGUGCAGAUACACUUAUUUUGUGGCUU